AUGGAUAUUGCAGCUCUUAGAAAGGGCUAUAGCCUUGGCAAGACACUGGGAGAAGGCUCGUUUGGCAAAGUGAAAUCUGCAUACAGUCACAAGCUGAAAUGCAAUGUGGCCAUCAAGAUCAUUGACAAGAAGAAAAUUGCUCAGGGUGUCCUGGAAAAAUUUCUCCCCAGGGAAAUAGAGGCUUUGAAAUGCUUGCACCACCCCUCAAUCAUCGAAACCUAUGAGAUUUUUGAGACAUCAGUGGGGAAAUUGUACAUUGUGAUGGAGCUUGGGGAAAAGGGAAACCUCAUGAACUACCUUGAAACCAAGGGAGCAAUGGAAGAGGACUUCGCUUCCAGCAAGUUCCAGCAGUUGGCUUCUGCCAUCAAGCAUUGCCAUGACUUGGACUUUGCCCACAGGGACCUGAAAUGUGACAAUGUCCUUGUUGACAAUUACCUUAACUUCAAGCUGACAGACUUUGGCUUUUCAAAACACUUGUCUCGGGAUGAAAAUGGAAAAAUCAUUCUCAGUAACACCUUCUGCGGGUCUCUUACCUACUCAGCCCCUGAAGUGCAUCAGCACAUUCCUUGUGACCCCAGGAUUUCUGACAUGUGGAGCCUGGGUGUCAUCCUGUAUAUGAUGCUCUACAUUUCAAAGCCAUUUGAUACUUCCGAUGUCAUGCAAAUGGUUCGGGUUCAGAAACAACACAGGAUUCCCUUCCUCAACUCAAAACACCUGACUGCAGAGUGCAAGCACCUCAUUUAUCACUUGCUCCAGCCUGAUGUGUCUCAGAGGAUGUGCAUAGAUGAAGUUCUGAAACAUCCCUGGUUGCAGACUCCAAACCUGAGCAAAAGCAGCAAGGCAAAUCCCAUUCUGCUCAUGCCAAGGGAGUGGAGAAAGAAAAUGAAUCCUCCUAAGGAUCACUUCAAUGGGACCACGAA
Molecule: messenger RNA, 920 nt
Organism: Acanthisitta chloris (rifleman)
Lineage: Eukaryota; Metazoa; Chordata; Aves; Passeriformes; Acanthisittidae
Gene: TSSK3
Product: testis-specific serine kinase 3
Exons: 2
Biological process (GO): intracellular signal transduction; protein phosphorylation; microtubule cytoskeleton organization
Cellular component (GO): cytoplasm
Molecular function (GO): tau-protein kinase activity; protein serine/threonine kinase activity; ATP binding
Source: RefSeq, a predicted model, not a curated record